This is a messenger RNA of Chaetomium fimeti, 1547 nucleotides long. RefSeq lists its product as uncharacterized. The coding region runs from base 241 to 1344 and encodes 367 amino acids. Gene Ontology annotation, molecular function: N-acetyltransferase activity. NCBI's taxonomy places the organism in Eukaryota, Fungi, Ascomycota, Sordariomycetes, Sordariales, Chaetomiaceae. The transcript is spliced from 2 exons. The record is from RefSeq and is a predicted model, not a curated record.
GACCCGAGGCCAGAAACCAGAGAAAAUAAAAGCCCCAGGAUCAGAGACUCCAAGCACCACACAUACGAGCAUAGGUCAACUGAUCAUUGCAAGGGCGCUGCCAAGAUGUUCCCGAAAUCGGAUGCAACCGUCGUUCGUUGACAAUCUGAUAACUAGGGAAAGUAAAAGUUCACUAACCUUCUAAACGAGAGGGAAGAGGGAAGCCCAAAGAGUUUUGACAACCGACUAUACUACCAAAUCAUGGCCACCUCCAUCUCGUCCUUCCCCGCACCAUCACUGGGACCCCAGCCCCUCGAUGAUGACUCAAUCCUCUCUCUUCGUGAGGCAUCACGAAAGCUGGUUCGGGAAUGGGGUUUCCUUCGACCAACACCCAUCCCCUUUCCGCUCUCACCGGCUGCCGUCCACUGCAUGAUCGAGGUGGGCGACUAUGGACGCCGUUCCUUUCCCGACCUCUGCACUGAGCUCAAGGUCCCACCAGCCCAGCUCUCCCAGACCCUAGCCGAGUUGAUCUCAGGCGGCAUUGUGAGGCGGGAACUGAAUCCAACCAGCCAGGCGGGGCAAGUUACCGCCGGAUAUGGAGAAACUUACACCCUCACGACGGCUGGCGUGAGCGCCCUCGCCGAGAUCAACGCCCAUGCCAAAGAACAGGUCACCAAAGCGCUUACUGCGGCGCCUCCCGGAGCAGGCGCAAAUAUCACGGCAGCUUUCCAAGCCUACGCAGUUGCGUUAGAACAAUCGAGGUCUAGCCACGCCGAUAUCAACCCGGCCAUCACACCAGCAACGACCCCGGAGCCGCCUAUGCCCCCAACGGUCUCCAUCGUGGCCGGCUACCGCCCGGGCAUCCUCGCCCGCACGCUCGAGAUGCACUUGGAUUUCUACUACCCGAGGGAGGGAUGGGGCCGUAAGUUUGAAUCUGUGCUAUCCACCGGCCUGGGGGAUUUGCUGGAUCGGCUGGAGAGGCCGAUGAACCAGGUGUGGUCGGCUGUCAUGACGACGCCGGGUCAGGAUCCAGGGACGCCUGCCCUGGAGCGCAUGGUUGGGGUGGUGUACAUAGACGGCGAGUCCUCUGGGGAAGAGGGGGUAGCGAGGGUGCGGGCCUUUAUCGUGGACGAGUCAACCAGGGGGUUGGGGGUGGGAAAGCAGCUUUUCGCGGCAGCCAUGCAGUUUGUCAGGGAGACUGGGUUUCGUGAGUGUCGGUUGGUGACGCAGCGUUGUCUAACUACUGCCAGGAGGUUGUAUGAGAGGGAGGGUUUUAAGGAGGCUGGUGAAGUCUGGUUCGAGGGGUUCGGGAACGGGACCAUGGAGUUGAGUUAUGUUUGGCGCCGAGAGGAUGAGCUCAAGUAGGAUGUCCAAUAUACUACCAUCAACAAUCUCUACCCCAAAUCGAUCUCCAAGCCAUUAGCACCAGACACAACAUAGCCCCCAGUCCAUUAUUUUCGAACCCUCCUUAACCACACCCCUAUCCCCACAGCCCAACGCCAGUAAAUCACUCCCACACCCUCACCACCUCAGCGACCUCACCCUCAAAAAACAACCCCCCCAACAAC